Ochlerotatus camptorhynchus is the source of this 1596-nucleotide messenger RNA. RefSeq names its product serine/threonine-protein phosphatase 2A regulatory subunit B'' subunit gamma-like. The record is from RefSeq and is a predicted model, not a curated record. Lineage: Eukaryota; Metazoa; Arthropoda; Insecta; Diptera; Culicidae. Gene Ontology annotation, biological process: positive regulation of B cell differentiation; B cell homeostasis; regulation of dephosphorylation. Gene Ontology annotation, cellular component: centrosome; spindle. The transcript is spliced from 2 exons. The coding region runs from base 31 to 1422 and encodes 463 amino acids.
ACCGACGUAAACAAUAAUAUUGUAAUCGGCAUGAAUGGUUUUCGUGAGAAGCUGCUCAAAAGUUUGGAAAAAGUUAAUGAAAAUGGUGUUCGCCAACAGAAUCCAUCGAAAACGGAUAACGAAAUCGAGGAUUUACUUUUCCAGCACUAUCAGAAGGAAAUCAGCUCCAAUGGGAAACUAAAACGAAUGCUUGAACAGUCUAAAAACUCUGAAUCCUAUCACUUCAUUCCGCAGUUCCAUUUUGUGCUGCCAAAGAAUAGCGAUGGAUUGGCUCAAAAGCUACGCGAGGAAGCCAGGACGUUGUUCCUGCAGAAGCGUAGCAAAGAGUUGCUGGACAACAAUGAGCUGAAGCUUCUCUGGAGUCUGCUGGAGAAGCAUCAUUCCCCACCGCUGAUGGGCGAAGAGCAGUACAUCAACUAUGAAAACUACAGCAAAGUGGCAACGCUGGCGGGAGAGAAAUUCAAAAGGUACUUGACUGCUUCAACCUUUGCUCGAUUGCUGGUGUCCAGUAGCUAUCCGGGGAAGAUCAGCGUGAUGUCUCUGUUCAACUAUGCAAUGAGGAAGGUUUGGCUGCAGCAGACCAGGAUCGGUCUAUCGUUGUACGAUUACACCGGACAGGGUUAUUUGAAUGAGUCGGAUUUGGAGUCUUACAUUUUGGAGCUGAUUCCAACUUUCCCGCAGUUGGAAGGUUUGGAAAAGUCUUUUCAUAGUUUCUACGUUUGCACAACGGUGAGGAAGUUUUUCUUCUUUCUGGAUCCGCUGAGAACAGGUCGAAUCAGAAUUCGAGAUAUCUUGACGUGUAGCUUUUUGGAUGAUUUGCUGGAACUGAGGGAUGAAGAGAUUCCCAAGGAUGCUCAAGAAAUGAACUGGUUCUCGGCACCUUCUGCCCUCAGCGUCUACGGGCACUAUCUCAAUUUGGACAAGGAUCAUAACGGAAUGCUGAGUAAGAAGGAACUGAUUGGAUAUGGAUCGGGGACGCUUACACCCAUCUUCCUGGAUCGAGUCUUUGCCGAAUGCCUCACCUACGACGGUGAAAUGGAUUACAAGACUUAUCUGGAUUUUGUAUUGGCACUUGAAAAUCGCUCUGAACCGCAGAGUUUGCACUAUCUGUUUCGCAUAUUGGACGUGGAACACAACGGUUAUCUGACGGCAUUCACGUUGAAUUAUUUCUUCAAAGGAAUUCAGGACGAAAUAUCUGCACAUCGAGCGGAACCGGUCAAUUUUGCCGAUGUUAAAGACGAAAUAUUCGACAUGGUUAAACCAGCUGAUCCAGCUAGAAUAACACUGAAGGAUCUGAUCAACAGCGGCCACGGCGAAACGGUUGUUUCAAUACUGAUCGAAUUCCACAAAUUUUGGGCCUACGAAAACCGUGAAGUUAUGGUAACGGAUUCUACAACAAACGAUGAAACACACAAUUUAUGACAUCGCACGCAACAGACUACAGAGGGCGAUGAAGAUGUCACGGCAUUUUGAAUCUCAUAACUUUUAAACUGCUGCUCACCCAUAAGUGCUCUUAGAAUUUUACAUUCCGCAAAUCAAACAGUAUCGAUUUUAUGUAUUUUUUAUGCUCAAUAAAAUAUUCGAAGGUUAUUUCGA